Messenger RNA from Cicer arietinum (chickpea), 1186 nucleotides. Lineage: Eukaryota; Viridiplantae; Streptophyta; Magnoliopsida; Fabales; Fabaceae. The record is from RefSeq and is a predicted model, not a curated record.
UUGAAUUUGAUUGCAUGUCUGAAUCUCUAUGAUUUUGAUACUGCCUCUGAGUUUGAUAACUUGUUUCAAUGGAUGAUAAAUUGUGUUUGAAUCUGAUUAUGUUUUUGCAUCCGUGAUUGUGAUUUAUGACUGUGACAGAGUGAAUUUGAGUGAGUUUGGAAUUUGGAAAACAUAAAAAAAAAAAAACAAAGGUAAAGUGACGAGUUUUGCAUCUUUGAAUGAUUGAAUCAGAAUCUGCUUUUUGAGUACUGAGUAAAGACUAAAGUAAUCUCUGUGUGUUUUGCAUCAGUGAAUUUGAGUGAGUGAGUCGAAAUUUGGGAAAUAGCAAAAAUCAAAGAUAAACUGAUGUUUUGAUUGUGACACUGGCCAUGUGCUCUGUGACCGUGAGUAAAUUGAUGAGUUUAGGAAAUAGCAAUUAAUGGGAAUGAAGAAUAUCACAAGGAAAUUGGGUUUCAGUGCUUCUGAAUGACUUGAUGGUCUAAAUUUAUCUACAAUAACUAACUACAACUUCUUACUUCUGUGGGAAGUUGAUAGCAAGAGCAGCAAGAUUUGACCUUCAACUAUAGUAUAACAAUAACGAUGGAAUCUGGAAAAUUUGACCCAAGAAACUCUGGAGAGUUGUUGAAGCAUAUGGAUAAGCAGAAUGAGGUCCUUAUGGAAGCAUACAGAUCCAUGUUGCAUGAAAUGCAAAAACUUCAGGUAGAAGAAGAAAUGCUUAUGCGCAAGCUUUAUGAAGUUAUGUCAGUUCAUGGUCUCACUAAACAGAAUGGAGACAACUCCAUUGCUUCAGAAAAUUUUGCAGUAGCUGAACAAAACAAUAAUGAAGUUAAUACUGCGCAUGAGGAAUAGUAAGGAUAAUUCUGAUUGGACACAGAUCACCUACCGUAUAAAAAGGAAAAACAAGCAAAGCAAUUUUUUUGUCAAAUCUGCAUUACAUGGAUCAUUUAGUGGGUGAGGAAUUGUAUGGAUUGACUUACAGAAGCACCAGUAAAGAAAGUAGAUUACUAGAUGAAAAUUUGUCCAGUAAUUAUAGGAAGAUCAAGUCUUUGUUUUUUGUUUUUUGUUUACCAGGAUUCCUAGUAAAUUGUAAAUAAAAGCACAAUUUUAUCUUACUGAACUGCAAGAAUUAUAAGAUUUUUAUCUUAUACGGAUCAAUAUAAAAGAGAUUUAGGGUUUUUUGUUUGGU